This is a messenger RNA of Alternaria incomplexa, 2190 nucleotides long. RefSeq lists its product as uncharacterized. Gene Ontology annotation, cellular component: cytoplasm. Gene Ontology annotation, molecular function: alpha,alpha-trehalase activity; calcium ion binding. Bases 1 to 2190 code for a protein of 729 amino acids. The record is from RefSeq and is a predicted model, not a curated record. The transcript is spliced from 5 exons. Lineage: Eukaryota; Fungi; Ascomycota; Dothideomycetes; Pleosporales; Pleosporaceae. Gene Ontology annotation, biological process: trehalose catabolic process.
AUGAGCUCGCAAUCUUCCAAGCCCCGCCGAACCUCGACUGUUCUCGACCCGUACGCUGCACCGCACGUCUACUAUGGCGAGAGUCACUCGAAGAAGCAUGCCAGAGCCAGGACCUACUCAGCCAACGUAGACAAUUCCACGCGUAAUGCUCCAUUGGCCGAGGGCGCCAUUGCUGGUCGUCGCAUCAGUCACGAUGAAAUCUCCCUGCAGCCUCGCCGCUUCAAGAUAAACGUUGAGGAGACGCUCCACCAGCUUCUCACCCGUGAAGAUUCGGACGGCAACUACCAGAUCACAAUCGACGACAAGGGUCCCAAGACUAUUUCUCUUGGUACGCUCGGCUCCAAUGCCUUCAAGAAGCACGACGUCCGCGGCACCUACAUGCUCUCGAACCUGCUCCAGGAGCUCACACUCGCCAAAGACUACGGCCGCAAGACCAUCGUGCUCGACGAAUCGCGAUUGAACGAGAACCCCGUAAACCGCCUGAGCCGCCUCAUCCAGUUCUCCUUCUGGGACGGCCUCACCCGCCGCAUCGAUGGCUCCAACAUUGCGAAGGUCGGUGUCGACCCCAAGGACUGGACAGACGACCCACGGCCGCGUAUAUACAUUCCUCAGGGCGCGCCUGAGCAGCACGAGUACUACACCCGCAUUGCUCGUGAACACCCCGAAAUGCGUCUCGACGUCAUCUGGCUGGACAAGGACUGCGACAACGACGAUUACGUGCGCGACUUGAACAAGGCACCCGGCCUGCUCGCCAUUGCCAUGGAGGAAUGGAUAGAUCCAGAGACGAAGAAGAAGGACCUGAGAGGCCUGCCUUUCGUAGUCCCUGGAGGCCGUUUCAACGAGCUUUACGGAUGGGACAGCUACAUGGAGUCGCUUGGUCUCCUCGUCAACGAUCGCGUCGACCUGGUCAAGUCCAUGGUCAUUCACUUCUGCUUCUGCAUCAAGCACUACAACAAGAUUCUCAACGCGAACCGUACAUACUACCUCUGCCGAUCCCAGCCACCCUUCCUCACCGACAUGACUCUGCGAUGCUACGAACGCAUCAAGCACGAGCCUGACUCCAAAGAAUUCCUGCGCAACGGUAUCCUUGCUGCCAUCAAGGAAUACCACUCGGUUUGGAUGAGCGCGCCGCGCUUAGACCCUGUCACUGGACUCACCAGGUACCGACCUGGCGGAAGAGGCGUGCCACCCGAGACCGAGGCCAGCCAUUUCCACCAAGUCUUGAUGCCGUAUGCCGACAAGCAUGGUAUGACAUUUAAGGAAUUCGUCGAUGCAUACAACAACGGAAAGGUCAACGAGCCUGAGCUUGAUGAUUAUUUCCUACAUGACCGCGCUGUGCGUGAAUCCGGCCACGACACCUCCUACCGUCUGGAGAGGGUCGCAGCAGACCUCGCCGUCGUUGACGUCAAUGCGCUGCUCUACAAGUAUGAAGUCGACAUUGGUCGAUGCAUUCGCAACCAUUUCAACGACAAGCUCGAAGUUCCAGAGGGAUUCCGCACUGGCGACAUGAAGCCUGGUCAUAUUGAGACUUCUUCCACAUGGGAGCGCCGCGCUAGAAAACGCCGCGUUAAUGUGGACAAGUAUCUCUGGGACGAGGAGGCAGGCAUGUACUUCGAUUAUAACACUGUCAAGCAACAACGCACCGGUUAUGAGAGUGCCACUACUUUCUGGCCCAUGUGGUCCGGUCUCGCCACUCCCCGCCAAGCUAGCAUUCUUGUCGAGAAGGCUUUGCCUAAGCUGGAAGCCUUCGGAGGACUUGUUUCGGGUACAGAGAAGUCGCGCGGCAAAACUGGGCUUGACCGCCCCAACCGUCAGUGGGAUUAUCCAUUUGGUUGGGCGCCGCAGCAGAUGCUUGCCUGGGUCGGUAUGCAGCGAUACGGCUACGAUGCGGAAGCCCAGCGUCUGGCCUACCGCUGGCUCUUCAUGGUCACCAAGGCAUUUGUUGACUUCAACGGCGUUGUCGUUGAGAAGUACGAUGUCACAAGGAAGAUCGAUCCUCACAAGGUUGAGGCCGAGUACGGUAAUCAAGGCAGCGACUUCAAGGGUGUUCCUCGCGAAGGCUUCGGAUGGGUCAACGCAAGUUACAUUUACGGUCUCACGCUACUCAGCGCACACCAGCGUCGUGCUCUCGGUGCCUUGACCGAUUGGGACAGCUACGCCAAAGCCAUGGAGGACCUUGGCAUGAUGUAA